Molecule: messenger RNA, 3684 nt
Organism: Tympanuchus pallidicinctus (lesser prairie-chicken)
Lineage: Eukaryota; Metazoa; Chordata; Aves; Galliformes; Phasianidae
Product: hyaluronidase-1-like
Exons: 3
Coding region: 26-1459 (477 amino acids)
Biological process (GO): carbohydrate metabolic process; hyaluronan catabolic process
Molecular function (GO): hyalurononglucosaminidase activity
Source: RefSeq, a predicted model, not a curated record
ACAGUUUCCCAGUAAGCAACACAUCAUGGAUCUUUGGAUCAGGUGGCUGGCAGUCACAGUGCUGCUUACAUGUGAUGCGCAGCUUCCAAAGCAGGCACAGGCUCCCCUGCUUCUGCACAAGCCCUUUGUCGUGGUUUGGAAUGCACCCACUGAGCAAUGCCGGCUGCGGUACAAGGUGGACUUGGAUCUCAGCAUCUUUGACAUCGCAUCAAACACCAACGAGACUCUGAGUGGAUCCAAUGUGACAAUAUUCUAUCACACUCAUUUGGGAUAUUAUCCCUACUACUCAGAUAAUGGCAACCCCGUGAAUGGAGGAGUGCCUCAAAAUGAAAGUCUUAUCAAGCACCUUAAUAAAGCUAAGUCUGACAUUGACUAUUGCAUACCCAUGAAGAAAUUUCACGGACUUGCGGUCAUUGACUGGGAAAACUGGAGACCCCAGUGGGAUAGGAACUGGGGCAAUAAAAGCAUUUAUAGAAAUAAAUCUCUUGAGAUGGUUAGGCAACGACAUCCACAGUGGUCGGAGGAUAAAAUUAGGAAAGUAGCUAAAGAGGAAUUUGAAAACGCUGGCAAGAGUUUUAUGAACAACACUAUCCUUCUGGCUGAACACAUGAGGCCAAAUGGUUUGUGGGGUUACUAUCUUUACCCAGACUGCUACAAUUACGAUUACAAAGAGCGCUGGGAAACAUACACAGGAAAAUGCCCAGCCAUUGAAUCUUCUCGCAAUGAUCUCCUUCUUUGGCUGUGGAAGGAAAGUACGGCUCUCUACCCUUCAAUAUAUCUGGAUUAUAUACUGAAGUCAAGUCCAAAUGCACUAAAGUUUGUUCACUAUCGGGUUAAAGAGGCAAUACGUGUUGCCUCGAUUGCUAGAAAAGACUACGUUUUGCCUGUUUUUGUUUACUCCAGACCAUUUUACGCCUACACUUUUCAUGUUUUAACAGAGAUUGAUCUGGUUAAUACCAUUGGUGAAAGCGCAGCUUUGGGAGCAGCUGGAGUUGUUCUCUGGGGCAGUAUGCAAUAUGCCAGCUCAAAGGAGAGCUGUUCCACUGUGAAGAGAUACAUUGAUGGACCCUUAGGACAUUAUGUCAUUAAUGUGACCUCAGCUGCCAAACUCUGUAGCAAAGUCUUGUGUAAGAAGAAUGGAAGAUGCAUACGCAAAAACAGUGACUCUUCUGCGUACCUACAUCUGCCAUCCAGUGAUUUUAAGAUCCAAGCCCAUCGCUCAGGAAGGGGCCCACGAUUGCAGGUGACUGGUGAACUCAGCCUGGAGAACAUAGAAGUCAUGAGACAGAGGUUCAUGUGCCAAUGUUAUCGAGGAUGGACAGGAAUAUUUUGUGAAUUGCCUGACCAAAGUGUAAUGGAGCAUUGGGUUCACAUUGUGUUCAGCAGAUCAAGAAAACAGAAGCUUUAUGUCUUCCUCUUAGGAGCUAUGCAGCUUCUUCUCCUUUAUACAGCAUAUUAAACUCUUCUGAGUUUAGAAAAGAAAUCAGAAGUGCUGCCACUUGGACUUAAAAGUUUUAGCAAGUUUUACAAAGAGGAAAGAUGUUGUUGAUUAAAUUGAUUUAUUCAGUCUUGCUCAUGUCCCAGUCCUUCUAAAAGAGCUCCAGGCAUCAAACAUUUUUCAAGUAGCCCCUUCUUUCUGAUCAGUUCAUUUACUUCCCUUUUAAGCAGGUAAACUUUUUACUGCUACAGUGGAAAUUUUACUUGAGUGAAACUGUUGAAUAACAUGGUACCAGGAUUCAUCCAUGUAGAAACUUAAAAAAGGACCCAGAACCUCUUUGCUCUGGGGUUGGAUGAUUUAGUAUAGUUUGACAAGGAAGAGUUUUCAUGUAGACCAAGGAGCCCAAGCCAUGCUCUGCAGUUCUUGCUGAAGCCAAAUGGUAUUUUGCAUGAGCAGCAUCACAGUGCCCAGAUUCCCAUCCAUCACAACUUACUGAUCCCAAUAUUUCUGCACAGAAUGUGUAUUUUGGUGUUUUAAGGUCUGAUUUGCAUCUUGUUACUUUGAGAAAUAUCAGUAUUCCUAGUGGUAGUUUUGUGCCCUCAGUUACAAAGGUACUGUUUGACUUAAAAUUUGUGCAAUUAGCAGUCAUUGGGUCAAAUGGUCAUUUCCCAUAGCACCAGACAGCCAUCAGUACAUACACGUCUUUAGGUCAGGGGUUGCUGAGCAUGGAAAGAUGCUGGCACACUGCAGUGUUCCUACAAAGGCAGAACUUUCCUCGGAGCCCUUGGGAAACAGGCAGCUUCACACCUUCUCUGCCUUGCUGCUUAGUGUCACUGCUCCCCUGGGCUGCUUCCUGUUCUACUGUUGAUGUGGGCCUUAGAGAUAGCUAGAGUGUUUGGGGUGCUCUGUAAUGACUUCUGCUAAGAUGCUGCAGGAGAGGUGUGCCACAGAGCUUUUGAUUUUCAGCAAGUUCAGUGGAUAACAGAAAAAUGAAGGUAAAAUCUUCCUUGUUUUAGUAUGAGAGAAGAUGGAUUAAAGUUUAGAAGAUAAAAAGCUAGGAUGCAUUUUACCUUAAGCCAGCUGGGUGAAUAAGCCUUAGGUCACAUAUAUGGUCACUUGUAAGAGCUUUCCAUUUUUGUAUACUAUCUCUUUUCCAUGUCUGGAAAUGCAAAAAAAAAAAAAACAACCCACAAAACAACAACCAACCUCUGAAUUACAAAGCUUAAAUGAUCAGUAGGAAAGCCAUAUAACAAGAAAGAAAUAGAGCUACUUCAGCUGGGUAUUAUAGCCUAUAAAAUGUGGCUGUGUGUUCUGAACAACUAAAGAAAAUGUUGGGAUUCAUUUUGUUCUGUUCUAUUUUGAUGGGCUGAUGUGUGGGGCUGCAGUCUCAGUUUGACAUCAAUAUCAGCUGUAUGUGCCACUGACAUCUUCUUCCCACACCCAACCUUUUCUUUCCCUCUCAUGUUUGUAUCACUGUGUGUUCUCUCCUUACUUCUGUUUGGGUGUCUCCAGUGGUUUGGGAUGGGAAGCCAUCCAGAUCAAAAACUGAAAAAUAUAGAUAGGCCCACAGUGCAUGUUCUUAAAGCUGGGUGAAUUCCUCAGUCUGACUCAAAUCGUGACAGAGCCCAGGCUAAGGAAGUGGGUAAAACCCAUAGGGAAGUGGUAAUGCUGCAAAUAGAGUAUUGCCACUUAAGACAAUAUACUGUGAGUAAUUACCCCUGGUAGGAAGGCGGCAGCGUCAGUUGUGGCUCACCCAGCCCAUCUCGUGGAGGUCUGUAUCACAUUGCCAGCUCCUGGAGCAGCUCAGGCACUCUGUGUGGGACAUGGCCCAAGGAAGGUGCACUGGGCAGCUGGGGCACCUGCUGGGCUCACGGAACAGCUGGAUCCCUAUGACCAGCCCAGAUGUGGGUGCCUCACCUGAUCUGAAAGUCAGGGCAUAAACCUCACCUGGAACAGGGAAAUUCAGAGAAUGUGAAUGUUACAUUUAAAAAUAUUAAUAAUUUUAAUCUAAUUUUUGCUUUCUGAAGUCCCAUUUUGCCACUUAGUCUUUAAGAUGAAAAUAGAAGAGAAAGUCUUGCUGGCUGAAUGUAACCACCCCAGCAUUUCUGUGUUUCAUUGGCUUUUUCCUAAUGCAACACUCUGCUGGACUCAGACAGGAUCUAUAAACACAGGAAGAAUAAUGCUAGAGGAAAAAAUAUUAAAGGCCCUCACAGAUAAAGGUGACAGAAUAAAAUCUCAGUUUUGGA